Molecule: messenger RNA, 1242 nt
Organism: Saitoella complicata NRRL Y-17804
Lineage: Eukaryota; Fungi; Ascomycota; Saitoellomycetes; Saitoellales; Saitoellaceae
Product: glycoside hydrolase
Exons: 2
Coding region: 1-1242 (413 amino acids)
Molecular function (GO): glucan endo-1,3-alpha-glucosidase activity
Source: RefSeq, a predicted model, not a curated record
AUGGUGUUUGCACAUUUCAUGGUUGGCAAUGCAUAUGACUUCAAUUCAACAGAUCAGUGGGUGAAAGAGAUGGAACUCGCUCAAUCCGCGGGUAUAGACGGCUUUGCGCUCAAUAUUGGUCUGGAUGAGUGGGUACCGGAUCGUGUCGCCUCGGCCUACGAAGCGGCAUCAACAUUAUCAGAUACAUUCUAUCUGUUCUUCAGUUUCGAUAUGAGUAUAUUCACGUCGAGCGACGUGCAGACGAUGAUCGAUUAUGUCACGAAGUAUCACGGACAUACAAACCAGUUCGUCUAUCACGACGGAGAUUUUGUCAGCACCUUCUCCGGAGAAACAACAUUCGGCUCACCACCAGGCACUGCUUGGGAUACAGCCUUUAUCCAACCUCUCGCUUCUUCCGGAAUCACAAUCCACUUCGUCCCUAGCUGGUCCUCCCUCGACCCCUCAACCGCGUACGACACCAACACCGCCGUCUCCGGCCUCUUCUCCUGGGCCGCCUGGCCAACCUCCGACAACCCCAACGUCACAACCGAAUACGACACCUACUACUCCUCCGCCGCCUCCCGCCUCAACAAAACUUACAUGGCACCCGUCUCACCAUGGUUCUGCACGCACUUUUCCUACAAGAACUGGAUUUAUGCGAGUGAGGAUUUGAUGCAUACAAGGUGGCAGCAGGUGAUCGAUUUGGAUCCGGAGUUGGUGGAGAUUAUUACGUGGAAUGAUUGGGGGGAGUCGAGUUAUUUGGCGCCGUAUCGGGGGCUUGGGGCGCCGACGGGGAGUGAGGCGUGGGUUGAGGGGUUCUCGCAUGAUGCUUGGUUGGAUUUGACGGCGUAUUAUAUCGCGGAGUACAAGACCGGUCGGAAGACGAGUGUGCUCCAGGAGAAGAUCUGGUACUGGUAUAGACCGCAUUCGAAGAGUGCUGUUGCUACUGCUGAUCCGUAUGGAUUGCCGGAGUGGGCUGAUGUUGCGAAGGAUGUGGUGACUGUAGUUGUCGCGCUCGCGGCUCCUGCGACGCUCUAUGUCACCAGUGGGAGUAAUACUGUUGCACAGGAGUGUACGGAGUCGGGUAUGCAUGCCUUUCAGUUUGGUCCGUUCGUGGAAGGCGAGCAGCGGUUCUUGUUGGUGAGGGAUGGACAGGUGGUGUUGAAUGGAACAGGGACUGUGGAUAUAGAGGGACUGAGUGUCAAGGAGUAUAACUUUAAUGCGGCGACGGGUAUAAUCAAGUAUAAUGACGGUAGUUCGUAG